CUGUCCAGCUUCUACCAUCACACACCCACUUCAGAUUAGCCUCUUUCCCAUGCACCUUUCUUCAACACAAUUACCCAACCCUCUUCACCUCCUCCUUUAGUUUAUUUCCUCUCUUCACCACACACAAAAAGGGGGAAAUAAAAUGGUGAAGUUCUCAAAGGAGCUAGAAGCUAAACUCAUACCAGAAUGGAAGGAGGCUUUUGUUAAUUACUGGGACCUCAAGAAGCAGAUAAAGAGGAUCAAGCUCUCCAAAGUCCCAAAGCAAACCCAUCAAGCAGCUGGAGGGGACUUUGGUUUCUCCAUUUUCGAUUCUCUUGGCUUUUUUCUCAAGAAAUUCGCCUGCAGUGAAGAUAACAUCACCAAUAUCAUUAAGGUGAGGAAGAAAACCAUAAAGGGUAGCGGGGAAGAAAUCUACGAAACCGAGCUUGCACAGCUAUUCUCAGAAGAGGAUGAGGUGCGUGUGUUUUUUGCGAGGCUGGAUGAAGAGCUAAACAAAGUGAACCAAUUCUACACGAGACAAGAGGGUGAGUUUGUGGAGAAAGGAGAAACACUGAACAAGCAGCUUCAGAUUCUGCUUGAGCUCAAGCAAAUUAUCAGUGAUCGGCGGCGGAAAAAUUCUCCGUCGUCAAAGGGAAGUAAUCACAGUAAUACAGGGAGUUUCCCUUCCCCAACCCGGGAUUCUGAUUACUCAUCGGUUGGUGCAGAAAAUUUUGGAGACUCAGACGAAACAAACUCAGAAAUUUCACAAACGGAUGAGGUAAUAUCAACACUAGAGAGAAAUGGAGUGAGUUUUGUGAAUUCAACAACGAUGUCAAAAGCGAAGAAAGGAUUGAAGCCUAAAAUGGCAAUGAGAAUUGACCCAACUCGGGCGAUUACGGCUAUCACAAGCAUGCUUUGGGAGGAUUUAGUGAACAAUCCAACCGGUGACUUCAUUCACAAGAGGAAGAUUCAAUGUGCUGAGAAAAUGAUUAGAAGUGCCUUUGUGGAGCUCUAUAGAGGCCUUGGCCUGCUCAAAACAUACAGCUCACUGAAUAUGGUAGCAUUUUCAAAAAUCCUUAAGAAGUUUGACAAGGUGUCUUGUCAAAAAGCUUCUGGAAACUAUUUAAAAGAAGUGAAGAGAUCACAUUUUGUUAGUUCUGAUCAGGUUGUUAGACUAAUGGACGAAGUGGAAACCAUAUUCACAAAGCACUUCGCCAACAAUGAUAGGAAAAAGGCAAUGAAGUUUUUAAGACCACAACAACAUAAAGAUUCACAUAUGGUCACCUUCCUUGUCGGGUUGUCCACAGGUUGUUUUGUAUCCUUGUUUUGUGUAUAUGCAAUCUUGGCCCAUUUGUGCGGUAUUUUCUCCGCCAGUAAUGAACCUGCUUAUAUGGAUAGUGUCUAUCCUGUUUUCAGUGUGUUUGCAUUGUUAAGCCUGCACAUGUUUAUGUAUGGAUGCAACUUGUACAUGUGGAGGAGUACAAGAAUCAACUACAAUUUCAUAUUUGAAUUCUCACCCAGCACAGCACUCAAGCACAGAGAUGCAUUUCUGAUAAGCGCUUCCUUGAUGACAACUGUGGUUGGGGCAAUGGUCCUACACCUGCUUUUAAGAGCUGCAGGCUUUUCUCCAGGCCAAAUUGAUGCUCUUCCUGGAAUUCUUCUUCUGUUUUACAUAGCGCUGCUCAUUUGCCCGUUGGACAUUUUCUAUCGCCCGACCCGGUACUGCUUCAUCCGUGUUAUUCGCAACAUAGUCUGCUCUCCAAUUUAUAAGGUUUUGCUAGUAGACUUUUUUAUGGCUGACCAACUAACUAGCCAGAUUCCAUUGCUAAGGCAUCUGCAAACUACAGGUUGUCAUCUUUUUGCUAGAGUUCUCAAAACACACCAUUCUGAGGCCUGCCAUUCUGGAAGGCUAUACAUGGAAAUCACUUAUAUCAUCUCAUUUUUGCCGUAUUAUUGGCGUGCUAUGCAGUGCGCGAGACGGUGGUUUGAUGACAGUGAUGUGAACCAUUUGGCUAACAUGGGUAAAUAUGUUUCCGCAAUGGUGGCAGCAGUGGCUAGAGUAACAUACAGCAGGCAGCAUGACAAUCUGUGGUUAGCUAUGUUUUUAAUCAGUUCUGUGGUGGCCACAGCUUAUCAAUUGUACUGGGAUUUUAUCAAGGACUGGGGAUUUCUGAAUCCCAAAUCCAGAAAUCCAUGGCUCAGAGAUGAUCUAGUUCUAAAGAACAAAAACAUAUACUACAUGUCUAUUGCCUUAAAUGUUGUCCUAAGAGUGACAUGGAUUCAGACUUUCAUGCAUUUCAAAGUGGGGCAUGUUCAAUCAAGAUUGCUAGAGUUUUUGUUAGCUGCACUUGAGGUUAUUCGAAGAGGGCAUUGGAAUUUCUACAGGUUGGAAAAUGAGCAUCUAAAUAACGUUGGUCAUUACCGGGCAGUGAAGACAGUUCCGUUACCAUUUCGAGAGAAUGACUCUGACUACUGAGGUCAAAUUUUCAUACAAGUAAAGAAGUCCAACAGGGGUGGUAACCAACAAGAGGCAGAGAGUUUGUGAGCAACAGAAAGGGAGUCAUCCCUAAAACUUGUGAGAUCACUCCCUAUGCAAUGCAAAAUGUGCAUCUCAAAUGACAUUUAUCCUGUAAAUUGGCUCUCAAAAUUAUGAUUUCCCAUUCUAUAUCAACAUAAGGAGAAAAAACUUCUGAUUUC
Molecule: messenger RNA, 2676 nt
Organism: Lotus japonicus
Lineage: Eukaryota; Viridiplantae; Streptophyta; Magnoliopsida; Fabales; Fabaceae
Product: phosphate transporter PHO1
Exons: 15
Coding region: 143-2455 (770 amino acids)
Biological process (GO): phosphate ion transport; cellular response to phosphate starvation
Cellular component (GO): trans-Golgi network; Golgi apparatus; cytoplasm
Molecular function (GO): inositol hexakisphosphate binding
Source: RefSeq, a predicted model, not a curated record